Tremella mesenterica DSM 1558 is the source of this 762-nucleotide messenger RNA. RefSeq lists its product as uncharacterized. NCBI's taxonomy places the organism in Eukaryota, Fungi, Basidiomycota, Tremellomycetes, Tremellales, Tremellaceae. Bases 30 to 662 code for a protein of 210 amino acids. The transcript has 4 exons. The record is from RefSeq and is a predicted model, not a curated record.
GACCAUUACUCUAUGUCGUAGCUCAUAGCAUGGACCACCAAGAACAUAGAAAACGAGCUCGACCUGAAGAGAGUGAAUCUGAAGAAUCUGACUCAUCUAACGAAACCACCCCUGGAUCCCCGUCUCUCACCCCUCCACCGAAAUAUCAUCGCGCCUCUCCUCAUACAACCCUCGAUUUCAUAUGUACUCUUCCCCCAACUUGUUCUCAACCGGAGACGACUACCUCCUACGUUACUCUUGAAGAGCUAGAGAGACAUCAAGAGAAUUUUCAUAGAUGGAUUUGUCAUCAUCCCAUCAAGGUCAAGCAGGAUGACAAGACCUCUGGAUCUGCGACUACCACACGAGUGCCAGAGAGUUUUGCAAGUAAACGCGGAGAGGCUUUACUACGAUCUUGUGAGAAGGUAUUUCCAGAAGCACGAUUGUUAGAUUUACAUAGAAUAGAAACACAUGAUCCAUUAGCCCGGGAAAGAAAGAAUAAAGGAGAAAAGAUCUUCGAAUGUUUUCUACCUCGAGAUCAAUGUGACAGGAAGUUUGCCAAUCCACAGAAGAGACGUCGUCAUUUGAUCGAUAAACAUAAAUAUCCCGAACAAUAUUUCUUCUCAGUCACGAACCAUGGCGUGAGCUCUGGUUGUCCAUACAUAGAGCUGACCGUAAUUAGUUGAACCAGAUUGCACAGCAAGACGGUCUCGCUCUCAGUAUGAUACGUCCUCGAAAAUAUCAUCCUGAGCCCGAUCGACCAGACCAAGAUCUCAGUCAUACGCG